Messenger RNA from Varanus komodoensis (Komodo dragon), 5004 nucleotides. It is a transcript of the gene SPEF2, whose product is annotated as sperm flagellar 2. The record is from RefSeq and is a predicted model, not a curated record. NCBI's taxonomy places the organism in Eukaryota, Metazoa, Chordata, Lepidosauria, Squamata, Varanidae. The coding region runs from base 1 to 5004 and encodes 1667 amino acids. Gene Ontology annotation, cellular component: manchette; sperm midpiece. Gene Ontology annotation, molecular function: protein binding; calcium ion binding. Gene Ontology annotation, biological process: sperm axoneme assembly. The transcript has 35 exons.
AUGACGGACAUUCUGUGCGAUUGGCUGAACAGGGAAGUGAAGCUCUCGCGGGCCGUGGAUCCAGAGUCUUUCGCCAGAGAAUUUUCUUCAGGGUACCUCAUUGGAGAACUUCUGAACAAAUAUGAACUUCAGGAUGACUUUGACCAGUUUUCACAAAGCAGACUUUCUAAUGCAAAACUUAACAACUUUUCUCGCAUGGAGCCCACGCUUCAGCUUCUGGGUGUGCAGUUUGACCAAAACAUAGCCCGAAACAUCAUGACAGAGCAGCGUGGAGCUGCCACCAAACUCAUAUACCAAUUGUAUGUGGCUCUAGAGAAAAAGAAAAAAGCAGGACUCACUGGAGUUGCUAUGGAUGCAAUGAGACCCUCUGCUCAUGCAAAGCUGAAAAAUGUGGGAACUGAGAUAUAUCGAGAGCGCCUUAAAGCCCUUGUGCCACGUCAGGCAGACCUGUCUCUCCAGCAGAUUUCAGACAACUUUCAAAAUAAAGCCAAGAAUAUGGAAAAUAAGAUGGCUAGUAUGCAGUUUGUGAAGCAACAGCAAGAGAAGAAACUCCAGGAGGAAAAAAAAGUUCAAGAAAUGGAAAAGAAAAUUGUAGAAAAGCGAAGGCAAAAUGAAAUAAUGGCUAAGAUUCAAGCAGCAAUUAUCCACAUUCCAAAACCAAUGCCACAGCAUACUGUCAAAGCGAUUGAAGACCAGAAAUUGCUGAAAAAGAGAAGGGAAGCAGAGAACACAUACUCAGAAAUUCAAGAAUUUGAAAAGCAGAUGAAGAAAGAGACUAUUAUGCCUGCUAAGCUCACUGAAAGCAUGAUCCAGGUGGCCAUACAAGCUAAAACCCCAACUGUCACUGAGCUUCUAAAUACCUACUCAGAUGAUGAAUAUAUCAGGAAAAUCCAGAAACGGCUUGAGGAAGACACCUUUGCUCGUGAGCAGCGGGAGAAAAGACGACGGAAGAUGCUAAGAGAACAAUUAAUAGCCCAUGAAGCACAUGAAGAGGCAUAUAGGGAAGAGCAGCUCAUCAAUCAGCUGAUGAGACAGUCCCAGCAGGAGCGUAGGAUUGCUGUACAACUUAUGCAUGUUCGGCAUGAGAAAGAAGUACUGUGGCAGAACAGAAUUUACAGAGAAAAACAGUUUGAGGAAAGACGCUUGAAAGAAUUCCAAGAAGCUCUUGACAGAGAGGCGGCUCUUGCAGAACAAGAGAAAAUUGAGCUUGAGGAACAGGCCCUUAAAGAAAAACAAAUGCAUGAAAGACUUGCUGCUGAAAGAGCCACCGCUCGCUAUAAGAAGCAUUAUGCAAUUUGUUGGGAAGUAGUUGAACAGAUCAUUGACUUAGUGACCAAAAUCGGAGAAUAUCGAACACUGACAAACAACUUAAUCCCAGUAAAGUUGAUGCGUGACUGGAAGGAGCUAUUCUUAAAAGGGAAACCAAUUUAUGAGCAAGCUGAAAUUGAUCCUUUGCCAACAGAACCGACUCCAGAACAAUUAAUAGAACUGGACAAAAUGAACUUACUAGAUGAAAAAGAUUAUGAUGAAUACAAGAGUAUGACUGAAGAAUGGUACCCACCUGAAGAGAUCAGAGCAAAUAAACCUCCACCUGAUAACCCCAUACUGGGUCAUGUGAUUCACAGGCUGAUGGAAAUUAUCUAUCCCCCAGAGCCAGAACCACCUCCACCUGUAUUUUCUCCAUUCCCUAUCAAAGGAUGUAUUUUGGGCAAGCUCUAUAGUGGAAAAACCACAAGCUUAAAAUUUUUGGAGAAAGCUUGCAAUAUCCAGGUGCUAUCUGUUGACACACUGAUUGCAGAGGCCAUAAAAGCUUUCCAUGAGAAUGAAAUGGGGAGUGAGACCAGUCUGGAUACAGCCAAAGUGGAAGAGCGUGCCUUGGAUCAAAUCCAUCUGUCUAUUCGAGCGCAGCUUGGUGCAGCAGCAGAGAUACUGUUAAAGAAAGGAAAAAGCAUUCCAGAUGAAUUACUGAUUGGUAUCAUGGUGGAAGGUAUUAGCCAAUUACCACCAGAAAAGGGCUGGAUCAUGGAUGGAUUCCCAAUGACACUGAAUCAGGCAAAACUGCUUGAAAAGGCACUGACAGGAAAAGAUCCAGAUCAGACGGAAACAAAAGCUAAAAUCUUGAAAAAACUCGUCUUGGUUGCAAAUCCCACUGUUCCAAAAGAGCCGUCUCUGCACCCACCUGGUCUUGACUUUGCUAUUUUGUUAGAGGUUUCGGACUUCACUGUGCUGAACCGGGUGGCAACAGCUGAUGCCUAUCAAAGUGGGCAAGAAAGAGGCGAUCAAACUUCAGAUGCAGAAGUCCAACGGAGAGAAAGAGUACAUUCGGUGAGGGGCCAGAUGCAGCACAGAAUUGUAGGUUUUCUGGACACGUGGCCUGAACUGGAAACUUGGUUUUCUGAGCAGCAAAAAAUACUAAUAAAAGUUAAUGCAGAGAUGGAAAAAGAUCUUUUGUGUCAAAGAAUGAAAGAGAUUUUAAUGGAAGAAAUCAUUAAAGCCCAAAAUAAAAGAGAAGAAAAGGAAAAACAAGAAGCUAUGAUACUGGAACAGAUGAUUGUCUCUUUGCCACAAGAAGAGGCACCUGCUGUGAAGUUGGAAAAGCUGGAGGAACUGCCUCCUUCUUCCUCUGUAGAACUACAGGAGCUACCUCUGCCUGCAGUGGAUGUCAAAGCGUCUAAAGGUACUCCACGAGCAAAAGAAAAGGGAAAAUCUGGGACCCCUUCUCCUGAGAUUAUAGUGGCUCCUGCUCCUGUAGAACCACCUCCAGUUAAACCAGGAUCAAGUGAAUGGGUUUAUGUUGAUGAACCACUUCCCCAGGAAGUGCCUGAAUUUUUAGUCCCUUAUUGGGAAACAGUGGAAAAAACUUAUGUGAAUAACAUCAAAGCUACACUUCGGUGCCUUAGAGCUGAACAGCAUGUGAUCAUUCAUUACCUGUCACACAUAAGAAACCAUUUCAAGGAAUACUUGAAACGCCCAGACCACAAGCAAGAAUUUGUGGCUCAGUGGCAAGCUGAUUAUAAUGCAGUGGCCGAUGACCUCUGGGAUGAUGAUGAAACAAAAGAAGAAAUGCACCAAAGAGUAACAGACCUAAGAGAUCGUCUGUGGGACAUCUGCGAAAACAGGAGGGAUGAAGCUGAGCAAGAACGUUGUGACAUCAUGAGUGAUGGCUGGUUGCCAGACAGGAUGGGGCUUAUGAUGAACCAUAUUUUUUCACUUAUGCAGAAUGAAAUGGAUCGUUUCCAAGAUACAAAGAGGCUUCUGCAUGACUAUUAUAGAGGAAUGGAAGGCAAAAUUCCAACAGAGACCAGCACUGAGUUUACCAGGAUACCCUUGAUUGAACUAGUUGAAAGAGAACAGGCUGAUUUUCAGUGUAAACUGAGAAUUCCUAUGAUUGCUCACAGAUCUCCUUCUCCGGAAGUCAACAGGGAAAAGAUCAAAGCAAUUCCAGUUAAUGUCAAGGAUGAUCUGUUUUCUGAAAGUAUAAUAUUUAAUUUUGGCCCAGAUGAGAAACUGAUUGUAGAAUCAUGGCACAACAUUGUAACAGCAAUAUCUAAUAUGAUAAGACUUGAGUAUGUGACCAACCUACCCCUGCUUAAUGGCAGCCAGCCAGGUUCCUCUUCUCCCUCAGUGAUUGAAGCGACACCAAUACCUCUCUCCCCAGAAGAAUUGAAGAAGCAAGAACUGAAAUUUAGGAUGAAGCAGGAAUAUUUUGCUGCUCUGGAGCAUGAAGCGGAAGCUGCAAAAUCUCGACUGGAGCUACUAAAAGUUAAAGCACUAGCCUUUGUUGAGGAUCUACAAUCAAAAGCAGAACUAACAUUUAGGAAGAUGGAAACAUGGCUUGGAGAGAGAUUCCUGGCUGAAAUGUCCAGUGUCGACAAAUUAACGGAAGUUGCCCGCAACCAUAUUGAAACUUCUACCAGAAUCCAGUAUGAACUUGUUCUAGAAGGAAUAGAUUUUUACAUUAAUGGUGAUAUCAAAGUAUUUCCAGAUCCUCUUCUUCCACCUCGUCCUCCAUCCGUAGAGAUGGCUACAGAUAGUACACUAACUAUUUCACAGCUUAGCACUCUUCAUAAACAGUUUCUACAGGUGGCACCUAAAGGUUUAAUACCAAGCAAAACAUUCAUUGAUCUUCUUUAUGACUUGAUUACUUUGAAUCUUGGCUCAAACUUGCUUCCUGAUUCCUGGAUGCACCUCUCCAUUUAUGAUUUACAAAACCUGGCAUCCCUGCUAAUGGUGAAUACAGACAUUGUGGACUGGCGACGGUUCUUACUAGCGGCUUCCCAGCCUUGGCCGAUGCCCUCAGUGAUGGAGUUGCUUGAAACACUGCAGAGGUUCCAGGAUGCGGAUAGAAAUGGAUCUGGCUUUGUUACUCAGGAAGAAUAUGAGCAGGUUGGUCUGUGGUUUAAAGGAAGUGAAGAUUUGGUCAUUCCAGAAAGUCCUACAGAACCUUUACCAUUUAAUCGUCAAGAGCAUCUUAUAAGAUUUUUAUUCACUUUGUUUGCCGAUCCUGAAAAAGAUCCUCCACAGCUGAACUAUACUGAGAUGCUCCUCUAUUUUGCCUCACACCCUGAUUCUGUUGAUGGUGUCUAUCGGGCUCUUAGUGUUGCCACCAGAACAUAUAUCCACAGGAUGAAAGAGAAACACCCUCCUGUUCCUCAAGUGGAGGAAAAGGAAAGGGAAGAGGACACCCAGUCUUUCACCAAUGAAGGAGAUAUUUCUCUAGCUACACUACUCCGGGUGUUCCAGCAUGAAUCCAACAAAGCUGCUGACAACCAUAGAUUUAGUGGUUAUCUGACAGCCAAGGACAAUUACGAGCCUUUCAUUAAGGUAUAUAAGGAUCUUGGCUCUGAAGAAUUAGAACCCAUCAAAAUAGCACUUCUUCUGAAACAUCCCUUCAUUCAAGACUUGAUUAGCAGCUACCAGGAAUACAGACUUCAUGACUUUAAAGUGAUUUUGCAGAGAGCGGACCAAACUCAACCACUCAAUGGAGAUAAUGUCAUCUUAUAA